AUGCGGCGCGCGCUCGCGCGCGCGGCGCGCGCGAUCGACGGCGAACGACGCGCGCGCGGCGUCGCGAUCGACGCGCGCGCGCGCGCGACGACGACGACGCGAACGCGAACGCGGGACGACGGGGACGGCGGACGCGCGCGCGCGCGCGCGCUCGCGACGACGCCGUCGCGCGAGGACGACGGGCGGCGGGGAGAGAUCGCGAUCGAUCGAUCGGGCCUGCGACGCGCGCUCGAGGGACGGGCGCGCGCGGGCGACGCGCGGGAGGAGGGGACGCGCGGCGGGUUGUUGGGACACCUGGAGCGCGCGAUGAAGUUCGCGGGAGGGUCGAUUCCCGUGAGUGAGUACGUGCGAGAGUGCUUGACGCAUCCAGAGUAUGGGUAUUACAUGCGCGACGCGGACGUGUUCGGCAAGAAGGGGGAUUUCGUGACGAGCCCGGAGAUUUCGCAGGUGUUCGGGGAGUUGAUUGGCGUGUGGGCGGCGCUGCAAUACGAGGCGCUGGGUUCGCCGGAUACGCUUCGAAUCGUGGAGUUCGGGCCGGGGAGGGGGACGUUGAUGGCGGAUUUACUGCGAGGGACGAGGAAAUUUGCGAAAUUUCGCGAUGCGGUGAGCGUGCACUUGAUCGAGGUGUCGCCGGCGCUUCGAAAGACGCAGGCGAAGACGUUGCGGUGCGGGGAGUUAGAAACGACGGCGGCGGAGGGGAACGCGAGAUUUGUCUCUGAAAUCAACGACGCAGAAGUGUUUUGGCACGACGGUUUGGAGAGCGUGCCGAGAGGGCCGACUUUGGUGAUUUGUCACGAGUUCUUCGACGCAUUACCGGUGCGACAGUUCCAACGCACCGAAAGAGGAUGGUGCGAGAAGCUCAUCACGAUAGAUAGCGAAAAAGCAGAUAGUUUGCGACUGAUCGAGCUUAGCCCACCGAGCAUGACGCUCUGGGACGCCUUGGUGGAUCGCAUCGAGAAGAAUUCCGGCGCCGUGCUCGCGAUCGAUUACGGCGAAGAGGGGCCGCUCGGGAACACGCUCGAAGCGAUUAAAGACCACAAGUUUGUGCACGUGCUCGACAGCCCCGGAGAAGCCGAUCUCUCGGCGUACGUUGACUUCGGAGCUUUGCGUCAAAUCGUCGAGGAAAAACCGCAGUCCGGAGUCAAGUGUUACGGCCCGGUGACGCAACAGCAGUUGCUGUUGAGUUUAGGCCUGGUGCCUCGCCUUGAAAAGCUCGUGGAAAACGCGUCGAGCGAGGCACAAGCGGAUGAAUUGGUGCAAGGAUGCGAACGUCUCGUGGGUGACGGCGCUGGAGAUCCGGAAUCGGGCGUCGCGCCGGGAAUGGGGUCUAGAUACAAAGCCAUCGCCAUGGUCUCUCGCGGAUUGCCAAAGCCAGUGGGAUUCUGA
Messenger RNA from Ostreococcus lucimarinus CCE9901, 1386 nucleotides. RefSeq lists its product with no specific name. Gene Ontology annotation, biological process: mitochondrial respiratory chain complex I assembly. Gene Ontology annotation, molecular function: protein-arginine omega-N symmetric methyltransferase activity. Gene Ontology annotation, cellular component: mitochondrion. The transcript has 3 exons. NCBI's taxonomy places the organism in Eukaryota, Viridiplantae, Chlorophyta, Mamiellophyceae, Mamiellales, Bathycoccaceae. Bases 1 to 1386 code for a protein of 461 amino acids. The record is from RefSeq and is a predicted model, not a curated record.